AUGGAAGGAAAAGAAUCAUCUGGAUCCACAGCUGGUUCAUUAAAUUCACAAACAUCAACACCUAAUUUCGAGUUUGAUUUAUCGAACUAUCCUGAGUUUGAUCAUGCCACGUCACUUGCCGUUUAUUCUUUAAAGUUUCGCGAAGAUUCGAUGAAAAAAUCAAUCGAAAAAUACAUAAAAUCAAUAGAUCCUCUUGAAGUAGUUGAAUCCUUUUUAAGAAUCCUAGAAUCUCCCAAUUUUGAUUUCAUUUUAAGGAAAAAACUUUUAUAUUCAUUUUGUCAUUUGCAUUCUUCCACCCUUAGAGACUCCUUCAAAGACUAUCUUCCAAAACAGCAGAAUUUCAAUAAUAACUGGAUUAUUUUUUCAUCAAUUGCAAGAUUGAUUGUUUGCCCCGAAAAAAUCGAAAUACAACCACUCAUCAAAGCAAUUGUCGAUAAGUUAGCGAAUUCGUCAGAAGAAAUUAAGGAAAUGUUAGAAACUUUCCAAAAUGUUUUUAUUAAUGGCGAAAUGAGCUUUGAGCAAACCGAAGUUUAUUCCAAAGCAAUAAGCAAUUUAUCACAGUAUCUAAAAACGCAAGAAAACAUCGAUCAAUCAAUUUUUAAAUUAAUCAAAGAAUUUUCGAAAAAAGUCGAACAGAUAAACCUCUGCUACCAAUUGUUGAAUCUUAUCGACUCAUACGACCAAUCCCUAAUCGAAGUAAAGAACGUUCAUAAAACAAACUUUACAUAUCAAGAAAAUUGUAUCUUACUUCGUUCGACGUUAUACUACGCCCUACUCUCAAUUAACAAUACUCAUCUAGGUAUUUUAGAUGAUGCUCCCAAAGUUGUAUCUUUAAUACACAGAAUAUCUCAUUUAUCUCACUACGUUCAAAUCAACGAAAUUGCAGAUUUACUCAACGAAUACAAAGCAUGCCUCUCAAAGAUAAUUAACAAUGAGCCUAGAUCCGAUGAAGACCUGUUCAAAAUAAUUUUAUCUUAUAUUUCACAAAAAGAGCCAUCUACGUGUCCAUACAUCAAAGAAUUCGAAGAUUUCAGGACUGCAAGGAAUAUACAUCUCAAUUCUACUAAGAAUUAUACAACAGCUCUCGCAGUUCAUAUUUCAUUUGAAAAAUUCCUUUGUUUAAUCGCAAAAGAACCAUUAGACCCUAUACUACUAUCAGUUCUCGACUCAAUGCAUAAUCUAUGGGGCCAAAUUGCUCUUGAAAACAAAUUAUUCAAUGAUUCGACGGUUUUGAUCAAUUUUGCCUUGAGUUAUCCUGCCAAGAAGGUCACAAUAAUAGAAGCAGUUGAUUCAGUCAUUGAUUCCAUCCAAGAAAUGAUUGACCAAGAUUUAUUCAAUACAGGAGUCGUAGAUUUCUUUUCCAGGAUUCGCCUUAUGUUCUUAGUGUUCAAAUCCUUGUAUUACACAUCUUCUUCACAUCUUGCAACCACGGCUGAGAACUUUUUCAACUAUUUCCCCGAUAUUUUUGUUGUAAAAGACAUUCUUAAGCCACCAAAGGAUUCUAACAAGGAUCCAAUACUUGCAAAGAUCGUAAGUCUCGGUACAUUGGCUUUUCAAACCCAAAACUUGCAAGAAAUUUUUGAUGAUAUCACUUAUUCCGUUUCUUCUCCAAUUUCUUCCAAGCUAGAUACAAUUGCGAGGUUCAUAUCCAAGACACGUCAGUUCUACAGCGCAUUUAUCCCCAAUGGAGGCGUUUCUCCAGAGAAAUACGAUUUCAUCAUCAGUCCGACCGACGACACUCCGAAAUUUGUGUCUCUCAUUGAAUCAUUAUUACCUUUGUUAUCAUAUAAUCCAACUUCCUCCCUUCCUCUCGCGGAAAAAGCUUUUGCAUUAGCAUUAGCCGUCAUUUACGACCCUUAUGCGCAGAGAACAACAGCGGAAAUUGCUUACAAAGGCGUAUUAAGCAAUCUCUGCUACAGAGUUCCCAACCUUUCCUUCAGAUUUGCACAGGCCAUCUGCUCAUCUCUCCGAAAACUCUCCGCAAGAGGCACUGUUGAGCUGACUGUUGAAGAGAUCGAUGAUUUCGAGAACGCUUAUUCAGAUAUCAUUGUUUUAAAUGAUAACUUCUCACCGGAAAAACUCGAAACAACACUAAACAAAGUAAUCUCGAAAGCUCCUUCAAUGUCUAUGUAUGAUGGAUUGAGUACUUUUUCAAAAGCACUCAAUUUAUUUGACAGAGUCAGUAAAACCAUAUCAGAAGUGUCAAAAUUGUUAGAAAUUGAUGACAAAAUUUCUCCAUAUCUUGUUCAGUUGACGGUUGUUGGAACAUUGGCACAAACAAUCGCGUUAAUGAUGCAGCAACUCACAGGAAAGCCAAUGCUUGAUAAUAUGAAUGUCUGGCCAUUCACUUCCAACCAAACAAACCUCAUAAUUUUCAAUGAUAUAGGUGACGGUUCUUGUUUCUCAAAAUUUGCCGACUUUUUGAGAGAAAACAAAGAAAAAGUGCCAACGAUACAAAAAAGUGUCUUUUUAGAGGCAUCCAGAUCCAUGGCACAAGUUUGUUCUGUAUAUACUAAAUCGUAUGUUGUCAAUCCUAACUUAGGACAACAAGUUUCUUCGAUGAUGGCAGGCAUUCUCAAGAAAGCAAUUGAAGCUGAAAAAACAGGAAAUAUAACUGACUUUACAACUGAUGCUUUCGUUGAACAGUUCACUCUUCUUUCAUUACUUGAAAAGAGAACUGUUAACUUCGCUGUUGAAACUGCAAAAACGGAUAUCGCUAAUUUCAGAUCCAUGUUGCUUGAAUUUUACGCGUUUUCAACACUUUCUGACACUUUUAUGACAUUUUGGAAAGCAAUGAACAAAUUGCCUGAUAUAUUUAGACCGAAACUUGAUGAUGAAAUAGAGUUCAAAGUUUUGCCACCUAAACCUUCCGAUGACAAUAAUUCUGAAGUUACUUUUGACUUCAAAGAAAAAUUGGAAAGUUUACAAAAAAUUUUGUCAAAUCACGAAAAAUUUGAUUCAAUCAAAGAUGACUUUGAAUUUUUGAAUGAAAAACUUUGCCAUGUAAACACGACAACAGACAUUUCUGAGAUCAAAAACCAUAUGCAGAGAUUGCAAGCAAAGAUAAACACAUCAAAGAAUCGCCUCCAAACACAAAUUGUUGCUGUAAACAACGAAAUACAAAGAAUUCAAAAUGGUCAGAUGACGAUAACUAAAAAAGAUGUCCAGAAUUUGCAUCAAAACAGCGACAGAAUCGAACAGGAAAUAAAUGAAUUAGAAGAUGAACUUGAAAAGAAACAAACAGAACUUUCAAAUGAAACUGGUUUAGUAUCAGAACUAGCUGAAGAAUGCCGUCAAAUGAAAAUUGAAUUACAAAGAGCUCAUCAAUCAAAAAGUGACAUUACACAGUCACUUUUUGAAGAAACUACAAAAAGUUCGACAAAAGAAUCAGGCAGCAAGAAUCAGAGUAUUAUAGAGUACACACGCCAGAUUGCUGCACAAAAUAUGAAGCUCAGAACAGCAAUAAAGAGAGAAAGAUUGGCAAAAAGAGUUCCUGCUUUGAAACCUUCUGAAUUAAAUGACAGCAGCGAAGAAACUCAAAAUCUUCAAAAUGAAAAAGAGAAACUACAAAGUGAAGUUGAAAAUCUAGAAAAAUCUCUUUCGAAAUGCGAUGAAAAAUAUAUAGAAGAUGCUUGCGGAUUCAAGAAAUUGGAAAUGCCAAAUGAAGUGACAGAAUUUCUAAAAAUGGCAGAAAAAUUGAGAUCAGGAAAAAGUGACGAAAUUCAACCAUUAGAAUUUUUAACAUGCCUUGAUUUCGUUGAGAAAUACGCAUUUGAACUUUCUCAGAGCCGCAGAGAUAUGUUUUCAUUCUUGGUCGGAUCUGAUGGAAGACCUCAAUCAGAAGAUGACUAUGACUUUGAUGGUGAAAACGAAGAGGAAGAAAACCAACAAAAUCAAGUCGUCUGA
Molecule: messenger RNA, 3906 nt
Organism: Trichomonas vaginalis G3
Lineage: Eukaryota; Parabasalia; Trichomonadida; Trichomonadidae
Product: cilia- and flagella-associated protein 58-related family
Exons: 1
Coding region: 1-3906 (1301 amino acids)
Cellular component (GO): cytoskeleton
Source: RefSeq, a predicted model, not a curated record